Molecule: messenger RNA, 969 nt
Organism: Bipolaris victoriae FI3
Lineage: Eukaryota; Fungi; Ascomycota; Dothideomycetes; Pleosporales; Pleosporaceae
Exons: 2
Coding region: 1-969 (322 amino acids)
Source: RefSeq, a predicted model, not a curated record
AUGGCACAAACGCCACCUUUCCUCGCCUUGCCAGGGGAAAUCAGAAACCAAAUUGUAUCCUAUGCCUUCCAUCGCGCGCCGGGCAGUAUACCAGCCUCGAGCCUCUCCAAAAGUGCCGUGGCACUCGCAUGGACCUGUCGCCAGCUAUACGCCGAGUACGCCUCUCUCGCGCGCUCACACAGCGCCAUUUACCCACUCAAAUGGUUGAGCGCCCAGCACCUAGCAGAAAAAACACAAACCCUGCUCACGACUACUUGCGCAGCGCAAAUCACCAAGCUGCAAAUUCUCCUACCAGCAUGCCUCGGAGAACUGUAUGUCUGCGAUUUGUCGGCAACAUCGCGUCGACGCGUAAAAGGGUUCCACUUUGCUGCCGCGGGACUACCAAACCUAGAAGAGCUGUAUUUCCGGUUUCAGAGCCCAGAUUCUCCUGGGAACGGCGAUGGUAGGGGUAGCGGUGGCGCGGGCAGAGAACUUGUAGUACACAUGCUGUGGCGUUUGUUGUGGGAAAAAGACUUGUCGCGUCUCAACAAAAUCUGUAUCGUGCACGAUGGAGCGCAGCCUUUUCUUUCACUGACGCUACUGCAUGGCAUGCUGGUCACCUUCAAGCCGUUAUAUGUGUCGCGCAGAUGGCAUGUCAAGUCGGAUUUUGAACAUGGACGGUUGGUGUUUGUAGAGAAGUCGGGGAGUAAGACAAAGAGGAGGAUCGCGGUGCUUGUGGGAUAUAGCUUUCGUGAAGCGGAGGAGUAUGUAAGCGUGUGUGAAGAUAUUAUAGAGGACAAGCAUGCUGACAUUGUCAUUGCCCGGCGGAGAGACUGCAAAUACGUGGCUCCUUUAGAAGAGGUGACAGAUGCCCAGUUGAGACAGGAAGUUGAUAAUCUGCACACUUUAUUUCCAGUAUCUGCGACUGAAGAACCUUUGUUGCAGCCACAUCUUGAAAGAAUACGUGCUAGGUGCCAUCUGAGUAGAUAG